Molecule: messenger RNA, 2353 nt
Organism: Vollenhovia emeryi
Lineage: Eukaryota; Metazoa; Arthropoda; Insecta; Hymenoptera; Formicidae
Product: ileal sodium/bile acid cotransporter
Exons: 7
Coding region: 448-1818 (456 amino acids)
Cellular component (GO): membrane
Source: RefSeq, a predicted model, not a curated record
UCGGAGUGGAUUUCGAUCAAAAUUACGUUUUUCCUAGAAAACAAUAGAAACACCGGGAGAUAGUUGAACAGUUCCGCGAUCGGAGUCUAUUCCGAACAUUUGCACGAUAGGUCACUCUGAUCCCAUGAUGUACCGUGCAUGUGUUUUUACAUCAUGCUCGAUCUCUGCUUGUUCGCGACGUUGCAAAAGUCGCUUAAGUCACUUAUCACCGCGCGACACGGGGAUUCUGCUGCUCUCGCGAAAGGCGUCCGGAGAAAAAAAGAACGACAUUAUCUUGCGAUUGUCAGAGUGACUUUACAUUCUCAGCGCAAUAUUUAUCUAAUCUAAUGUUUACUCGAUCUUGCGCUUCUUUGCACGGUCUUUUUUACUAUUUAUGUCCUUAUCAAAUUGACAUUGCUUUCAGGUUGGUGCUGAAUGUUGAAGAUACUCGCUGUGUGACAAGCCAGAAUGGCAGGUGUCGUGUACAUGAUAGGACUUUUGCUGGCGGGAGGAGCAGCGGCUUGGACCGUUGACAUCGCGCCUGAAAUAACUGUACAUAUGAAUCAAGUGAAAUUGGUCCCGUUCAGCAUGCACGAUCUCGGUACCGAAGUGCACGUAUUGUACAUCAGUGCGGACCAAAGUAUCGCGACACUGAAGAUGCAUGAAGAUGUAUGGACAAACCAAACCUCACGCAGCGGUUUUAUAAAUGUCACCGGAGUAUUCCUCGGCAGAACCAAAUUAACGUUUAUUGUAGAAGGAAUAGAGACUAACGAGAAGAGAUACUCAAGACGCGAGGAGGACGCCGCUCUUAUCAUCGUAAUACGAGAGGAGCGCACGAUAGACACUGUAUUUACUAUCAGUGUAGCAAUACUCGUAUCCAUCUUGUAUAUUAAUUUUGGCUGUGCCUUGGAUUGGGACGUGUGCCGCGCUACGUUGAGAAGACCGAUAGGUCCAGCCAUAGGUUUCCUCUGCCAGUUUCUGAUUAUGCCAUUGUUGAGUUUUCUCAUUGGAUAUCUUUUAUUUCCCGAUCGUCCUGAACUGCAAAUAGGCAUGUUCUUCACAGGGAUAAGUCCAAGCGGCGGCGCUUCCAAUAUGUGGACACUGCUGCUCGACGGCAAUCUGAAUCUUUCCAUCGCCAUGACCACUUUAUGUACCAUUGCUGCAUUUGGAAUGAUGCCAUUUUGGGUGUUCACAUUGGGCAGGUAUAUUUUCGCGCAGGGAGAAAUCGCAGUCCCCUAUAGUCAUAUCGCCAGUUUCGUCAUCGGCCUCAUAAUUCCACUGGCCAUAGGAUUUUUCAUUCAAAAGAAGCUUCCGAGGGUGUCGAAAAUAUUGGUCCGAGUAAUGAAACCUUGCUCCGUGGUCUUAAUUAUAUUCAUCAUCAUAUUCGCCAUCACGACUAAUCUCUACAUGUUCAAAUUAUUUUCGUGGAAGAUUAUCUUCGCGGGAAUGUGUCUACCUUGGCUGGGCUUCACGUUUGGUUUUAUAGUAGCGAAAGUCUGCAAGCAACCUCGAGCUGACGUACGGGCGAUUGCCAUUGAAACUGGCAUUCAAAACACAGGCGUGGCAAUCUUUUUGUUGCGAUUUACAUUAAAGUCACCCGCCGACGACCUAACUACUGUGGUUCCCGUGUCUGCCGCGAUGAUGACACCGGUACCGUUAACAGUUCUAUUUAUAAUAAAAUUGAUUUAUCAAUACAGACAGAGGAGGAAAGCGGAGGUGACAUUAGAUCAGGUUCCGUCGUUAGAAAAGCUCCAACAAACUACAGAUAUUUCCACCAUCACGCAGAAUGCGUUGAAUGAAUCUAGAUUGAUUCACGAGUCCAAAUCUGCGGGACAAUAAUACCUUAAGGAUUUGCAUUGUCCAAUGAGAAAUGACUCGAAUCGACAUCGAUUGACAAGUUAUUUCUCGCUGGGAUACUUUUUACAUAUUUUAUGUAUCAAUAUUGAAAGUCGAAAUUUUAACAAGGAUAGGAUGGUUGCGGAUAUUAUUAAUUAUAUAUAAUAAUGUCGUAAUGGCUUCCGGAUGGUUGCCGCAUCCAUUUGCAGUGUGGUGCUGACGUUUCGCAAACAUUGCAAUUUGCAUCAUCAGGCCUGGGAGACUCCGUUACUGGACACUACUGUAUAUAAUAAUGUCUAUAUGUCUACCGUUGAACAGCACUAUUGACUGUUUGAGAUUUAUAUUUUUUACGCCGAUAAUACUUAAAGUGCCAGCAAUUUGAUUCGUUGAGAUACAAGGGCGUAGCGGAAGUUGGCUUCCGUCGCUUAGUUGCGACCAGUGUUCGUGAAAUAUUUUAUAUUUUUGUUGAAAAUCUCGCUUGCAUUUAUACACUUUACUUUUGCAUACGGAAAAAAAUUAAAGAGUUGUAUUUUUCUAA